Messenger RNA from Lactuca sativa (garden lettuce), 1997 nucleotides. RefSeq lists its product as uncharacterized. The record is from RefSeq and is a predicted model, not a curated record. NCBI's taxonomy places the organism in Eukaryota, Viridiplantae, Streptophyta, Magnoliopsida, Asterales, Asteraceae.
AGAAAGAAAUAAUGCCAAAACUUUGUUUCUAGUGAAGAUAUACUUUGUUUUUUUGAUUUCAAUUUCCAAAUUUCGAUCAUUCAAGCCAAUAAUAAACAUUGCAGAAGAAUCUUUAUUAAUGGCACCCACUCGAUAAAGAAGUUUCUAUUUUCCUUCGGUUGAACCCUAACGAGUAAUCAAUCACUCUUCAAUUUGGGAAUUUUUUAGGGCUACGGUGUUGGAAUUCACUCGUCCUGUGCGCAAGCUCUAUAUUUAGGGUUUCGUAUGAUUGUAAGGAAAGAUAUGAGCUGGCGAAGAGUAGCAAACUCCUUACAGGCUUUUUCUGCUCAUACUGCACUCUUUUGCUUCACGCUUUUGCUCGUUCUUAAACUCGAUCAUCUUGUAUCCUACUCCUGGUGGGUCAUUUUCUUCCCGCUUUUUCUAUUUCAUGCUGUCGUUGCCAGAGGAAGAUUCUCAUUACCUGCACCAUCAGUUCCCCACGGCCGUGAUUGGGCACCAUGCCAUGCAGUUGUUGCCACACCUUUGCUUAUUGCAUUUGAACUGCUUCUUUGCAUCUAUCUUGAAAAUAGCCAUGUUACUAAGCCUCCACCUGUAAGCCUGCAGAUUGUCUUCCUUCCUCUUUUGGCAUUUGAAGUAACCAUUCUUGUUGACAAUUUCAGAAUGUGCAAGGCCUUAUUACCUGGAGAUGAUGAAAGUGUGAGCGAUGAUGCAAUAUGGGAGACACUUCCUCAUUUCUGGGUUGCUAUAUCCAUGGUUUUCUUCAUUGCUGCCACUGUAUUCACCCUCCUGAAGUUAUGUGGUUUUGUAGAUGCAUUAGGCUGGUGGGACCUGCUCAUAAAUUUCGGAAUUGCAGAAUGCUUUUCCUUUCUUGUUUGUACAAAAUGGUCAAAUCCAGUGAUUCAUAGAAACAUGCAUGCAUCUGAAGCCAGCUCAUCAUCGAAUGCUAUUAGAUAUCUUGAUUGGAAUAGUGGGUUAGUGGUUUCUUCAGAGGAUACCUCUGAAGACAGCAUGUGUAGUCUACAAGAUGUUGGUGGACACAUCAUGAAAAUUCCAAUAAUUGCUUUCCAAAUCCUCCUUUGUAUGCAUUUGGAGGGAAAACCUGCUGCUGCUAGAUCUUUGUCUCUUCCUGUGAUCUUCUCUCCUCUAUUUUUAUUACAAGGAGUAGGAGUCCUACUUUCUGGAUCAAGGUUAGGGGAGAAAAUCGUCAUUUUACUACGCCAAGGAAGUGGGACUGGAACAUAUUUUACAUAUUCUGCCCGUGCCCGUGACUGCUUUGGCUUUUUGCACCGUGGAUCCAGGCUGCUUGGUUGGUGGUCUAUAGAUGAAGGAAGCCGAGAAGAACAGGCACGGCUUUACCAUGAUGGAGCUUCAGGUUACAACACUUUUUGUGGUUAUCCACCUGAAAUAGUUAAAAAAAUGCCAAAGAAGGAUCUUGCUGAGGAGGUUUGGAGACUUCAAGCAGCUCUGGGUGAGCAAACAGAAAUCACAAAAUUUAGCCAACAGGAAUAUGAAAGACUUCAAAAUGAAAAAGUGCUAUGUCGGGUUUGCUUUGAAGGAGAAAUAAGCACGGUACUCCUCCCCUGUAGGCAUCGCAUCCUUUGCAGUACGUGUUGUGAAAAGUGCAAGAAAUGUCCGAUAUGUCGUGUGAGUAUCGAGGAGCGGCUACCUGUAUAUGAUGUAUAGUUUUUUAUUUUAAGUCAAAGCUCGGAGUUGACUGGACCCAUGAAGCCGUGCAGUAAUUAGUCACAUCACGCAAUGGAUUGUCUGGUUGGAGCUUCAGCUUUGCAUUUUACAGACAUACAAAAACAAAAAUUGUGCUUUCUUCAUAUAAUAACUUAUCAUAUACUUUUUGGUUUGUUUUUUUUUUUUUUUUUUUUGGUGGGUAGAAUGUAAAUAUGUGAAGAGGGUAUUUACAUCUAACAGCUCAAUUUCAGAAGUCUGUCAAAGGUGUAUGUGGAUUUGGAUUGCAACUUAAUUUAGUGUUCUGCUCAAUUUCA